Messenger RNA from Pelobates cultripes (western spadefoot toad), 6307 nucleotides. The record is from the annotation of a GenBank genome assembly. NCBI's taxonomy places the organism in Eukaryota, Metazoa, Chordata, Amphibia, Anura, Pelobatidae.
AUGGGUAACGUUAUUUCUAUGAUUGAAUGUCCCCCGGUUUCACGGCUGGGGGGUAAUCAACCCCCACCAAGGAAUUCUACUAAAAAAGAAUUCAGAAAACAGCCAAACAUCCAGCCUUCUACGGACAGGUAAGUGGCCAGCGGCUGCAGAUAUCGUAUAAGAUGGGGUUAUUAGAAGAUGGGGGUCAGAGUUCGAUAGAGAGUAGAUUAAAGGAUGGUUUAUUAAUGGGCAUUAUUUCUAUAAAAUAACAUAGCUUUCCUGUAGAUUGAAUAAUGUCAUCUUGAAAUGAAGGAGAGUAACAUAAGGGUAAAAAUCCCUAAAAUGUGACUUUAAGUUUCAUAUUUUAGUUAUUCUUCUUAACAGAUGAGAUAUAAAAUAUCACUUGUAGUGAUUGCUAUAAAAUAAGCAGGCAAGAUAUACAGUAGUGUAAAAAACAAGUAAAAUAUAUAGGAAUUAAUAAAGGUGUUUUCAGUCCCUGAUCAGACAGCACCAUUCUGGGAUGAAAUGCAGGAUGACAUGAGUCUUUCACAGGGUUUAUAUAUGGAAUAAAUUUAUUUAACCAUUACAAUACAACCCAAAUAGUAAUGCAUAAUAUAUAAUGGCUUAUUUUAUCAUCUCCUAAACACACUUGGUUAUUCCAGAUUUAAAACAUCAAACGUGUGAAAUAUGAAACUUCACUAAUCACUUUUUCUUUUCUCAAUAGGCUACCUCUUAAAGCAGAGCCCCAGACAUUCCCCCAGAUAUCACCUAAUCUGGAUAUUUCUCCAGAAACUGAGAAGGGGAAGAGAUGGGAGCCGCGGGAACAGAAUGGUGGGUUUGUGGAAGAAGUUCUAAAAUGUUGCCAAGAAGUUACAUUUAGACGUCGCCUUCCCCCUUCUGUUACAUCUAAAUUUGCUGUGCUUGAUAAAAGGUAAAUACUGUAUGAUCACAUUAAUCAAAGGGGGGUGGGGAGUGUAUUGCUUUUGUUUUAACAAAUUGAGAUAUUAACCUCUGCGAUGGGUGCUGUAAAGCUUAGCCUGAACUUUUUGUUUUUUGUUUUUUUUCUUUAAAAGCUUUAGACAUUAUGAUACCUAUGUCAGAUAUAAAAAAGAGGAGAAGAUUCCCAAUAUACCAUACUAUAUUCGGGUGACUCCAAAAAAAUCCAAUGUAGAAAUACGAUAUGCUCGACCACCUAGGUAAGUGUUUCAUGAGACACAGAAUAACCAACCACAAUCCUAUAAGGUUUUCCAAAUAAAACUGCAUUGUCCUUAGUCAUCCAAUACCCUGGUUCUCUCACUGGCUGUCUGUGUACACAGGAAACCAAUGACAGAAAAAACACAGAUGGAGACAGAUGUCAAUGCUCUUUCUGAGCCAACAUCACAAAUCACAAAAUAGACUAUUUACUGAUAUUACUAUAUCCAGAAUGUAAUCUAUGGCACAUAAAUGAUGUGAUAGUGUCACUUUAAGCUGUUCAAUAAUGAGUGAUGGAUAACGAGUGAUAGGGUAACUGACGGACAGGAAGAAUGGAAAGGGAGGAAAGGACAUCAUUGCUACAACUGUAUUUUAAUUUUUCCUCUUUUCAUUGUAGGGACCCAUUCCUUUUCUCUAAGGUAAAGCCUACAUUACUUCCAACUAAAUACAAAACAACUAAAAAGGCUCGAAAUGUCCCAGAAAAGGAAGUCGGCAAAAAAAGACUGGAAAAUGCAGAAACAUACUGUGCAGAGUGUUAUAAACAGAAUAAUAUUCUACAGUCUGAACCUGUCACAAGUCUAGAUGAUAUUCUUUGUCAGCCUUCUACGGGCAGGUAGGUGGCCAGCGACUGCAGGUAUCAUAUUAGAUGGGGUUAUUAGAAGAUGGGGGUCAGAGUUGGAUAGACAUUAGAAGAAAGGAUGGUUGGUUAAUAGGCAUUAUUUCUAUAAAAUAAUUUAGUUUUCCUGUAGAUUUAAUACUGUAAUUGAAAUGAAUGGUUGAAAUAUAUGGGUUAAAAUCCUUAAAAUGUGAAUUUGAGUUUAAUCAAUUAGUUAUUUUUCUUAACAGAUGAGAUAAAAAUGAACAAAACAAUGAAUGUGUGAAGCCUAGCCCAUAUGUAGUAAUAGAAUUUAAGAUAAAAUACGCAGGCAUGCUAUACAGCGGUAAAAAGAAGAUAAAAUAUAUAGGAAUUAGUAACAGUGUUUGAGACCCUGAUUAGGCAGCUCCAUCCUGGGAUUAAGCGCAGGAUGAAAUUAGUCCAGACAUGUCACAAGUAUUACACAUCAAAUUGAAUUAUUUAACCAUUACAAUACGACCCAAAUAGCAAUAUAUAAUGGCUUAUUUUAUCAUCUCCUAAACACACUUGGUUAUUCCAGAAAUAUAACAUCAAACGUGUGAAAUAUGAAACUUCACUAAUCACUUUUUCUUUCCUACAUGGGUAACCUCUAAAAGCAGAGCCCCAGCUCCAGGUUUCUUUCCAUUUUUGAUGUUUUGUUUUAACAAAUAGAGAUUUUAACCUCUAAGCUGGGUGCUGUAAGAAUUAGUCUGAACUUUUUGUUUUUUGUGUUUUUCUUCAAAAGCUUUAGACAUAAUAAUAACUAUGUCAGAUCUGGAAAAGAGGAGACGAUUCCCGAUGUACCAUACUAUACUCGGGUGACUCCAAAAAAAUCAAUGACUUGUGCUCAACCACCUAGGUAAGUGUAUCAUGAGACACAGAAUAAUGGUCUUUCUGAGCCAACAUCACAAAUCACAAAUUGCAUUAGUUAACCAUUAAAAUACAACCCAAAUAGCAACGCAUAAUAUAUAAUAACUUCUAUUAUUAUCUCCUAAACACACUCGGUUACUCCAGAAAUAUAACAUCAAAUGUGCAACAUAUGAAACUUCACUAAUUACUUUUUCUUUUCUCAUUAGGCUAGCUCUUAAGGUAGAGACCCAGACAUUCCCCAAGAUAUCACCUAAUCUGGAUAUUUAUCUAGAAACUAAGAAGGGGAAGAGACGGGAGCCACGGGAACAGAAUGGUGGGUUUGUGGAAGAAGUUCUAAAAUGUUGCCAAAAAGGCACAUUUAGACGUUGCCUUCCCCCUUCUGUUAAAUCUAAGUUUGCUGUGCUUGAUAAAAGGUAAAUACUAUAUGAUCACAUUAAUCAAAGGGGGGAAGGGGAUAUUGUAGGUUUUUUUCUAUUGUUGAUGUUUUGCUCUAAUAAUCUGCUCUAAUAAUCAACCUUAACUUUUUGUUUUUUUGUGUGUUUCAUCAAAAACUUUAGACAUAAUAAUAACUAUGUCAGAUAUGGAAAAGAGGAGAAGAUUCCCGAUGUACCAUACUAUACUCGGGUGACUCCAACAAUAACCAACAAACAAAUGACAUAUGCUCGACCACCUAGGUAAGUGUAUCAUGAGACACAGAAUAACUGACCAUAAUCCUAUAAGGUUAUCCAAAUGAAACUGCAGGGUCCUCAGUAAGCCAAUACCCAGGUUAUCUCACUGGCUGUCUGUGUACACAGGAAACCAAUGAGAGAAGAACCACAGACAGAGAAAGAUGUCAAUGGUCUUUCUGAGCCAAUAUCACAAAUCACUGGGGAGUACUACAGCAACAUGACUUACUAAGCAUUACCUAAUUUCAGUAAGAUAUGAUUUUUAAUAUAAACAUAAGCUUUUAUAAUACAAAAUUAACCAUUUACUGAAAUAACAGAAAGCAAUGUAAUGUCUGAACCAUACAUGGUGUUAUAGUGUCACUGUAAGCUAUGCAGUACCUACUGAUAAAGAGUGAUAGAGUUGCUGACGGGCUGAAAGUGAGAGGAAUAUGAUACGUGACAAAAUGGGCUGAUGGAUGGAAAGGGAGGAAAGGAUUUCAUUUUUACAAUUAUUUUUUUUAACUUUUUCUAUUUUCAUUGCAGGGACCCAUUCUUUUUUUCUAAGGUAAAGCCUACAUUACUUCCAAAAAAACACAUAGCAACUAUAAAGGCUGCAAGUGUCCCAGAAAAGGAAGUAGACACAAAUGAACUGGAAAAACAAAAGAAAGAUUCUGUAGAGCAUUAUGAACAGAUUCCUAUUCUACAGCCUGAACCCAUCACAAGUCUAGAAGAUAUUCCUUGUCCUCUGCUGCAGUCUAUGUCUCUAGAGCCUACAGAGGUUAUCACACGUCUAGAAGACAACAAUUCUCUAGAAUGCACUGUUUGUACUAUUGAAACUCAUACAAACAGAUUGGCAGAGGAGAUUCCAGUACACCUUGGGCACCCACAGUCCUCUUCGAGUUGUUCACCUGAGCUUACAAAUCUAGAUUCUCAGAACCCAAUCACAGUUCAUUGUCAUUUCGUGCAGUCUAUGUCUCCAGAGCCUACAGAGGUUAUCACAUGUUUAGAAGACAACAAUUCAGAAAAGCAAGUAGACACAAAUGAACUGGAAAAAGAAAAGAAAGAUUCUCUAGAGUAUUAUGAACAGAUUCCUAUUCUACAGCCUGAACCCAUCACAAGUCUAGAAGAUAUUCCUUGUCCUCUGCUGCAGUCUAUGUCUCUAGAGCCUACAGAGGUUAUCACACGUCUAGAAGACAACAAUUCACUAGAAUGCACUGUUUGCACUAUCGAAUCUCAUACAAACAUAUUGACAGAGGAGAUUCCAGUACACCUUAGACACCCACAGUCCUCUUCAACUUGUUCACCUGAGCUUACACAUCUAGAUUCUCAGGACCCAAUCACAGUUCAGGAACCUGGUAGUCUACUAGAGAGCCCAGUUUGUCCUGCCAAACCACACACUGUUGAAAUAUUAGAGGAGACUACUUUGGAUUCCCCCACUAUUCAGCCAGAGGAGUUGCUUCUAAUCAAUCAAGAGGGCAUCGCUGAGCAGAACCAAACUGAGAUUAAGAAUAAUCAACCUGAAGCAUGUGUGAGCCUGAGCAGUGAUCCCGGAGAGCAGCCAUUGCCAAAGAAAGAAGACAAAGAAAAGGAACCACCUGGUGAGGCCGGUAUAGUACCAAUGCAAAUCACAGAAAGCCAAGACCUUGCAGUACCUGCGCUCCAAGAGAAGACAAGUAUUAAAACAAAGGUAGAAAGGAUACACUAUGACAGGGAUUCUUUACUCCAAUUCCAAUCAACCACACUGCAGCCAAAGGACUUCUUCGAAAUCUCAAAUAUCUACCAAGGUAUGCUUAUUAGACCUCACCUUCGGCCAGUGGAUUCAUCACGACUUACCAGCAAGAAUUGUACACCUCUAUCUGAAAAUGUUUCCCAUCAUGCUAAGGGUAAUCACAGACAACGACCUGGAAUGGGUCAAAUGAGAUCUCAUCGCACUCCUGGUAAAGAACCUCGCAGGAUCCUUCAACUACAUGAGAACAUUACACUGCAAAAAUCUGACAAAGCUUGGAAACCUCCAAUGAAAAGGGCAAACAAAGAUACCAACAGUGUCAAGUCUCAAGAAUUGCUUUGCAAAGUCCGUGGUAUUCUGAAUAAGAUCACUCCACAGACGUUUCAAAACCUUAUCAAACAGCUGAAGGACCUCUCUGUAGACACAGAGUAUGAGCUGAAAGGCGUUGUAGAACUCAUUUUUGAAAAAGCGAUAGCAGAGCCACAUUUUGCUGUUAUAUAUGCCAGCAUGUGCAACUGGCUAAUAAGGCUUCAGGUCCCAACAGAAGACAAUCGUGAAGUCUGCAUUACAUUCCGCAGGCAGCUAAUAAGCCUCUGCCAGAAGGAGUUUGAGGGAGGUGAAAAUGGAGUUGAAAGAAUUGAAAAAUUGCAAAAGGAACUGGUUGCAGCUAUGUUACCUGAAGAAAAGACUCGAUUAAAGGAGGAAUUAAGUGAAGCCUGCAAGAAAUCACGCAAGCGAUCCCAAGGGAACAUCAAAUUUAUUGGGGAGCUAUUUAAAUUAAAAUUACUUUCAGAAGACACCAUGAAAGACAUUCUUAGUAAACUAUUGAACAGGAACAGUGAAGAGUCCAUGGAAUGCCUCUGCCUUCUGCUAACAUCAAUUGGGAAAUACCUGGAAAAUGGACAGUCUUACAUGGAUGACUAUUUUAACAAAGUUGGUAUCUUUAUUAAAAACAAGACAAUAUCUUCACGGAUUAGAUUUUUGGUGCAGGAUGUGCUGGAUUUAAGGAAGAAUCACUGGAUACCUCGACAUAAACCCCAGGGUCCGAAAACCAUAGAUCAAAUUCACAAAGAGGCAGAACUGGAAUCCAGAGGAAAAGCGCAGUGAACCAAACAAACAAAAAACAAACACUACUCCUUCCAUGGACACCUGGGUAUACACAACAGAUGUACAGAGACAAGCCUGCAGAUUAAUUCACAUAAAUAUAUUCAAAAUCAUUCAGGCAGCGACACCAACUUUUAUGCACAAAGAAACACCUUCUCAUAUACAGACAGAGACAAAUGC